CUAUUUGAACGUUUUCAUUUUCUCUAAAUAAAAAGCUUUUCUUUGCCCGCUUUGUCUUCUAGCUCUGUACUACGUGUGUUUAGGCCACCCCCUUCAUUUUGCCAACUGGGUUUUUGGUUCGUUUUUAUGCUCAUUAUGUCUUUUUUUUUCGUUGCAUUUAAUUAAAGUGGCUUGAAGUCUUUGAGAACUCUCCUACUGCACUUCACUAGUUAAGAGUUUUGCUCAAGUUUGAAGCUUUUUGCCAUUAUUGCUUCUAGUUCCAGGGGCCAUGGCUUCGGUCACAGGCUUCAGGUUACCACAUUUUUUUGAGUUGAACUCACAGAGUAGUAGACCUCACAAUCGAUUUCGAGUCCAUAAUUCGGCUGGAGGGGAUCCAGCUGUGUUGUUUUCUGAUUUGGCUGUGGUUAAUGGGGACUCUCACUCUGGAGUUGGGAAAAGAGAGCUUCAGAUUAAUCAUGGGAAUGGAAGGUUAAAGCCUGAAGUUGAGGAUAAGAAGAAGAAGAAGCUUGUGGAGGAUGUUGUUGAAGAAAAUUUGGAACCGUCUUGGGAUGAUGGAUAUGGGACUGAGACUGUGAAGGACUACUUUGAUGCUGUGCAGGAGAUGAUUAAGCCUGAUGGUGGUCCACCACGGUGGUUUAGCCCCACUACAUGUGGGCGUCCUUUAAAAGAUUCCCCAAUUCUUCUGUUUUUGCCUGGAAUGGAUGGUACUGGGAUGGGACUCACCUUGCAUCACAAAGCUCUUGGAAAGUUUUUUGAAGUUUGGUGCCUUCAUAUUCCUGUUUACGAUCGAACAACAUUUGAAGAACUGGUGAAAUUCGUUGAAGAAACUGUGAGACUUGAGCAUGCUUCCUCUCCAAAGAAACCCAUUUACUUGGUUGGAGAUUCAUUUGGGGGAUGCUUAUCUCUUGCUGUUGCUUCUAGAAAUCGUUCCAUCGACCUAGUACUAGUACUAGUCAAUCCAGCUACAUCAUUCGGUCGGUCUCAGCUGCAGCCCUUCUUCCCUAUUUUGGAGGCUAUGCCUGAUGUAUUACACCCUACGGUUCCCUUCCUUCUCAGCUACAUUAUGGGUGAUCCAACAAAGAUGGCAAUGGUUAAUGUUGAAACUAAGCUUCCUCCUAUGCAGAGAUAUGAGAGAAUGUCUCAAAACCUCACUGCUUUGCUACCAUGCCUUGCUUCUUUAGCUGAUAUUAUACCAAGGGAUACUCUUCUUUGGAAGCUGAAGCUGCUUAAAUCAGCUGCUGCUUAUGCUAAUUCCCGUCUUCAUGCUGUUAAAGCUGAAGUGCUGAUCCUCGCCAGUGGUAAGGAUAACAUGGUCCCUAGCAAAGAAGAAGCAGAAAGAUUAAAGAAAUCGCUGCAGAACUGCACUGUUCGUCAUUUCAAGGACAAUGGACAUACCUUUUUGUUGGAAGAUGGCAUUAGUUUGAUGACGAUUAUAAAAGGCACUAGCAAAUACCGUCGUUCAUGGAGGCACAAUUUUGUCUCGGAUUUUCUGCCUCCUAGUAGAACAGAAAUCAACUAUGCAUUUGAACAAGUAGUAGGAUUACUUCGCAUUGCUACAAGUUCCAUAGCUUACUCUACUCUAGAAGAUGGGAAGAUAGUGAAAGGUCUUGCUGGGGUUCCGAGUGAAGGUCCAGUAUUGUUAGUAGGAUAUCACAACUUAAUGGGACUUGAACUAUAUCCAUUAGUUGAAGAGUUUUUGCGUGAGAAAAAUAUUGUAAUUCGAGGUGUAGCACAUCCUCAACUGUUUGUGGCCGAUUCAGGAAGCUCAUCACCUGAAUUUUCUAUGAAUGACUGGUUCAGAGUUUUUGGUUCUGUACCAGUCACACCAAGUAAUCUAUUCAGAUUGCUUUCAUCAAAGUCCCAUGUCCUCCUUUAUCCUGGUGGUGCACGUGAGGCUCUACAUUCAAAGGGUGAAGCGUAUAAGCUGUUUUGGCCUAGUCAACCAGAAUUUGUGAGAAUGGCAGCUCGAUUUGGAGCAACAAUUGUACCAUUUGGAGCCGUGGGAGAAGAUGAUCUAGUAGAAUUGGUUCUUGAUUACCAUGACCUGCAAAAGAUUCCUGUGAUAAAUGACUACAUUAGAGAAGUGAAUCGCAAUGCAGUGAAAGUGAGGGAUGGAUUAGAUGAAGAAAUUAAUAGGGAGGAUCUCUUUAUUCCUGGGCUGUUGCCCAAGAUACCCGGGCGAUAUUACUAUUUGUUUGGAAAGCCUAUAUUUACAAAGGGAAGGGAAGAGAGCUUGAAAAACAGAGAAAAUGCUAAUGAAAUGUACUUGCAGGUAAAGUCUGAAGUUGAAAAUUGUCUAGCAUACUUACUCAAGAAGCGAGAGAAAGAUCCUUAUAGGAAUGUCAUUGAUAGAACAAUUUAUAAGGCAAUUAAUGGUCCUUCCCAAGAUGUCCCAGGAUUUGAUCCUUGAAAACAGCAGGCAAGGCAAGUGUUAUUAUUGUCUAGGAGUAGCAAGCCAUUUUUUCCCCUCUUCCUUGGUAGAAGUUGGGUGUAUAUUAGUAGGAGAAAUAUCUUCUAAGACAAGAAAAAAAAAAAAUAUAUAUAUCUUCUGAUAAUGUACAAGUACAGAAGUACUCAUAUUUUAUCAUAAAAAUAAAUAUAUUGGUACAGUGUAAAGCUACUUUUAAGAUUAUUAGCCAUGUUUCACAAUGAAAAAAAACGAAAGAGGAGCAAAGGUUGAUAAGAAUGUGUAUGAAUGCGUUCCUCCUGGCAAGAUAAUAUUCUUUCUGUUAAGAGCCAGCUAUACAUGUAUAUUUGAAUAUGGCAUCUAUGAGGACAUUUCGUUUGUGUCAACCUCAAAGCAUAAUAAACUAUGAGCCACACACUAAGCAUUGAUAUUUGAAGCAUUGUCCUAAAGCACCUUAUAAGUGUUGGUAGUUAUCUCUAAACUGUUUGUUUCAUUAAAGGGGUUGUUUUACUACUUUGAGUACGUAGUAUUACAUGAAUAGAAACUGGAAACCAGCGCAGAGAGUAUUGUUUUAAUCUGAUUAGAAAGUGGAAUGAGAUUCUUCAGAGAGCUUUUUCAAAAGGUAGAAUAUGGGUUUUGUGGGGGAGAAAAUGGUGGUAUUGUCCUUGAUACUUGAGAAAUUUCAUCAUGCUUAUAUGCCCAAGUUGGACUACAAUGACAUGCAUGUCAGGUAAUGAAAGGUAAGAUACUUUUAUGUCAUUUUAGGCACCAACAAAUGAAACUCUGUAAGCUUAUCUACAGUUUUUAUUUUUAUUUAUCCCUCCAGAAAUGAUACUCCCCGGAUAUAUUAUAUGAGUCCUUCAGUUUUUUUUAAUAUCAGAUGUGGACAUUCAGUUUCAAAUAAUUACAAAUAAACUUAUUUACAAUUUAUACUUGGUUUUAUAAAUUGGUUAAAAAAGCAUGCCAUCAACUAAUUUGGUCAACAAUAAACUAAAAGAUCUAGAUUCUCUCAAUUAUAACAAACUCAAAUUAUGGGAGAAAAUAGUAAAAAAAAAAGGAAAAAAAAAGAGUUCAAAUUUUUAAGUCAUGAUACCUUUUUUUUUACUAAUUUAUAAAUUAUAAGAUCUUAUUUGUAAUUAUUUAAAACUAACAGUUCUAACUGGUCAGAAAUCAAAUUGUUAGACCCUGAGUAUAGACAUAUCUAGUCCAUGUCUAGCCAGAUAUGAGGUUAGAAUGACAAAUGAGUAAUAAGAAUGAGAAAUGAAAUAGAAAUUGAAUAAAAAUUGAUAUAAAUAAAUAAAGUUAAUUUUUUGGGUUUUUUCCUAUAUAUUUUUUACUGUUCUUAAUUUAAAAAAAAAAAAUAUAUCCUCAAGUUUUUAAAAAUACGAUCUUUAAAGUUUCAUAAUUACAAAAAUACGAUAUUAGGAAAAACAACUGACCGCAUCAACCUAAAAUAAACUAAAAAAAAACAAUAUAUAUGAGAACAACAAAACAUCAACAAAAAAAAAAAAAACCUAAAAACAACCUGAAAAUCUCCCUAAAAUUGAAACUUAAAAUUGAAAGAAAAAAAUAUUUGAUAGAAAAAAGGUAAAUUUUUUAGCAAAAUUAAGUAUUUUUUGUAAAAAUAUCUAAAAUAAUUAUAAUUUUUUUUAAUCUUACAUUGGAAUGAUUUUUCUUCCCAUUUUCAAAUAGAAUAGUCAAUCAACCAAAGUGGUGGAAAAACUAUUUCAUUGAUAUGAUAUUCCAAUACUCUAAAAUACAACCAAACAAAUAAAUAAUGGAAUAAAAAUUAAUUCAUUUUCAUUCCAUUACCCUCAACCAAACAUCACCGUAAUAUCAAAUGUACUAGUGUAGUCAAGCAUCCAAGGUGCACAAGUUAAAAUGGGACUAUUUAGUAAUUUACCAUAUGCAACAAAAGAUAAAUUAUGUUUGUUUUUGAUAGUGUGAUGGUGAAGAAAGAAAAUAGAAGUGAUUAAAAACAUGUGAGAUUUUGUUUUCUUCUUUUUGUUGUUUGGUAGACAAGAACAAAAAAAAAUUAAUUUGUACUUAGAGUUACAAUUGAUAUACGGUUGCUAAAGUUAAAAUUUAUGAAUUUGAGGUUAACAAAUUUAUUACAAAAAAAAAAGAAUCAAUAAUUCAAAUUUGUUUUGUAUUACUCCAUCCAUAUAUGAUCAUUUCAGAUCUUUCAUAUAAACUACUAAAAAAAUAGAUCUUGCUCACUUUCUAUGAACACGUACGUACUUUUUCUUCCAUUCCCACUUCUCAUUAUAUUCCCUCUUACCAAACAUAGAGAAUUUAGUGUAGCUUCUCAUGUAUAAUUAGUGUCGUUUUCCCAACUCCAAGCUCAACGUAGAGAAAACCAUCUAUAACAACUCUCAUCUAAUGGACAUUAUAAUAAUGGAGGUCAUUUUCCAUAACUAAAAUAUCUAUCUCCAAUUAAUAAUAAUAUAAAUAAUAUAGUACCUGAUUCUCCCCAAUAGCAAAAGCUACUAAAGAACACACAAAUCUUUCCAUAUAAAUACGAGUCUCAACACGUUCAAAUCUGCAAAGAGAAAAACAAAACAGAUAUAAAAUUUUCAUUAUUUAUCACUAAGAAAGUAAGAAGAAAAAAACAGCGAAAGAAAAAUGGGUGGAGAUCAUGCUUACGCAUACAAAGGUCACUCCAACUACGAUGACUACGGAAACGACAGCGAUCAACUCUGUCGUACGGUCAUAUUCGACAAAGACGGCAGAAGAAAGACUGUCGUUGGCUGUUCCCCAUACGACACUGAAAGCUACGUCGUCGAGACUGAGAUCACCGAGCGCAUCCGCACCGGCUCGCCUAUGAUCACCUCCGACUACCGCUACGGAUCGCCGAAGAAGCUUGAGCCGGUCAGGAACUACGGAUCGUACGGAGACCACGACACUUACCGCAGGCCGUCGAGUCCGUACCACGACGGCGGGCGUCAUCCUCAGGAGAUUGACCGAUUCCUCACCGGAGUUCAGGUCGAAGCUAGCAGACCUUCUCCUCACAGGUACAGUCCCUCAACUGGCCAUGGCGUGGCUAAUAUCCGCCCAACGACUCACUCCGUCGGGGUUACUCCUGGUCACGGUGGCGGCCUGUACAAGAAAGAUCAUGACUACCACCACAAAAGCUCUGGGUAUGGCAGCGGGGAUUAUAGCAGCGAUGAUGAGGAGGAUUACGAAAGAGAAGAGGAUUAUUACAAGCCUGGGCGCACGAUAUCGGUUCAACCUGUGGGAAAGCAUAGUAUUUAUGACAGAGGUCACGGCCGCAAAGCCACCAUCGGAGAAGGAAGCUAUGGGUCGCCGGUAAGCACUCAUGGUCAUCACGCGAGCGCCGGAGUACCGCUUAGCAUGCCGACGAAUAGUAUUGAGGAGGCUGUACAUUACUUGAAAUCUAGUGCUAUCAGUAGCGAUGUGAAGCCCUACGUGCACCAACCCAAUACUGGUCAUUAUACAGAAGCUGCUACUCCGUACGGCGCGUACGGGACAACCAUGAAUAAGCCCACGGCGGCGUCGACAUACACGAGGGGAUCUACUACUACUACUGGCUCUUCUCACGGGGCGGUGAUGGACUGUUAUGAGGCUGCCAGGAGGUUUAACGGUAAGGUGGUGCGAACCUAAUCAUCAUCAUCAUCGAGAGGUGGAUUAUAGUCGUCGUAUAAUUAUAUAUAUAUAUAUAUCUAAUGGUGAAGUUUAAGAAUAAGACUGUUUACUUUCCAGGGAUUUGGUGAUAUAUAAUCUCCUGGAUUUUAUAUAUAUAUGUUUGGAAAAAUUGGGUUUGCCAUAAAUAUAAAGCUUACGUACGUUGCAACUCUCAUAUGAACGAGUUGGUGUGGUCUUUUUAUAUUGUGGUAAAAACAUUUAAAUAAAAUGGAUUUGAUAGUUUUAUUAAUAUAUAUAA
Humulus lupulus (European hop) is the source of this 6311-nucleotide messenger RNA. Its product is annotated as phytyl ester synthase 1, chloroplastic. NCBI's taxonomy places the organism in Eukaryota, Viridiplantae, Streptophyta, Magnoliopsida, Rosales, Cannabaceae. The transcript has 13 exons. Gene Ontology annotation, cellular component: membrane. The record is from RefSeq and is a predicted model, not a curated record. Bases 269 to 2410 code for a protein of 713 amino acids.